AUGGACCCAAAGACCGCUGUGACAAUAGAUGAGAAAGGAGAGUCCAGCCAUGUACAGCCACAAGCAGCGACUCAUACACCUCCAGCUGGAGAUCACAAUGUAACGACGCAACCAUCGAGCAAUCUGUCUCCUCAGCACCCGAUCACCCCUACAUUCUUUGGGGAGCUUGCCGGUACAGAUGGCCAAGCUUAUACGACCUUGCGAAAACGUGUGACAGACGCAUACCGUUGGCACACCUACCAGUAUUGGUUCGUUGCAGUGCUUUCCAACUCGCUCCUUUUCUUCCAGAUCCUCAUUGCGGCUUCCCUCACUGUGCUGGGCGCCUUCAACGACAGAAGGGCUCGGACCGCAACCAUCUUCCUUGGCGCCACCAACACCGUCAUUGCGGGCCUCAUUACUUAUUUCAAGAGUCGCAACCAGCCGAAUCGCGCCCGACAAUUCCGCAACGACCUCGCGAAGAUCGUGGACCAACUCGACGAUGCAGAAGCGAACUUCCGCAAUCCGAAUCGCCGUGACGACGUGUAUGCGGUCAUGGAACAAAUCAGGGACGCGUACAACCAAGCCAGAACCGAUGCCGAAGUUAAUUACCCAGACCUGUGGGUCCGAGGCUCGACCCCUUAUAACCCGAAUCCUACGCCAGGACCGUCGACGGAUCCGCCAUCGAGAAUUUCUCCACGUCCGGGGGCACAGUUACCGGCGCAAGGAACAGCAGGCCGUCCUGGGUCGGAGCUAACCCCGGGGAGACCAACAUCAGAGUCGACAGUUAGAGCAGUCUGA
Messenger RNA from Cladophialophora psammophila CBS 110553, 777 nucleotides. RefSeq lists its product as uncharacterized. Bases 1 to 777 code for a protein of 258 amino acids. NCBI's taxonomy places the organism in Eukaryota, Fungi, Ascomycota, Eurotiomycetes, Chaetothyriales, Herpotrichiellaceae. The record is from RefSeq and is a predicted model, not a curated record. The transcript has 2 exons.